AUGAUCAUCAGUUAUUUCAAUACACAUUGGAACGACUCCCCUGAGGAACCCCAUGUCUGUGUACACCCUGAUCUUCAAGUCGAUGACCCAAUAAUGCUCAAGUUUACCAAGGCGGCAAGGCCUAUAAAUUGUAAGAGCUACACGAAUUGGGCCACCGUUGAAAACGGGACUAUUCGUUACACGAAAAUCGCCUUAAACUACCACGGCGAUUUUAAGUGUGUUUAUUAUCCUUUGAUUCGAGGCCCAGGGGAUUAUAACAUUACAUUUGGUGAGCCUUUUCCUGUGAAAAAUGGAAGUCCCUUAGUGUCGAAUUUCUUCAAACUUGAAUGUAACCCUUCUUUAAAAAGGACGCAUUAUUUAAACAUCCACGCUGGGGUGUUUGUGAACCAGACGAUCAAAGACAGGCUCAAGCUGACCAAACCUCCAGCCAACGGUCUGGGACUGUCUGUGGCGCUACUAGGGUUUGAUUCCAUGUCCAGAAUGUCCUGGCUGAGACGGAUGCCAAAGACCAGAGAGUAUCUGGUCAACACGCUAAAGGCGAUAGAGCUGGAAGGUUACAACAUCUUGGGGGACGGGACGCCGGCGGCGUUGUUGCCGAUCCUGACAGGCAAGCACGAGCAUGAGCUACCGGAAGCCAGGAGAGGAAAAUUUAACGCUCAGCCUGUUGACGUUUUCCCUUGGCUGUGGAACGACUUUAGAGGUCAAGGUUACGUCACCUCCUGGGCUGAUGCUGAUGUUGAUAUCGCCCCUUUCAACUACCGAAUGCUGGGAUUCAAACACCAGCCUACUGACUACUUUAUGAGGCCGUUUUACUUGGCCGUGAACCCAACUUACAAGAAAUACAGCCGUAUGUGCCAUGGAUCCGAACCCAAGCAUAUGGUCUGGCUCAACUGGAUUCGUGACAUUUUCUACAUGUACAAAGACGACCCGAAGUUUAUGGUCCACUUCUACACACCACUGAGUCACGGCGACAACAACCUCAUUACACUG
This is a messenger RNA of Physella acuta, 990 nucleotides long. RefSeq lists its product as uncharacterized. The record is from RefSeq and is a predicted model, not a curated record. Lineage: Eukaryota; Metazoa; Mollusca; Gastropoda; Physidae.